AUGUCAAGUUAUCCUCAUCAACAACUCAAUCCAUCAAGACAAGAACAACUUAAAGACAAAGCUGAGAAAUGUUCAAUUUGUUUGAGUGAAACAAAAGACAGACUCAUCCUGGAACAAUUCCUUUUUGCUUUCAACCAAAAGACUAUCAUUGCACCCUGCUAUCAUUCACAAUACUGCUUUCAGUGUAUCUUAGUCUGGUCUCAGACCUCAAGAAAAUGUCCACUCUGUCUAGCUACCAUCGAUCACUUCCUACAUCAUCUUGGCCCUAAUGCAGACUACGAACAAUAUUAUCCACUUCCACUUCUCCAACCUAACAAGUCUCAUCCUUCUACAUCCACUCAUCAACUCCAUCAGCCAUUACCGCCUACUAGAUCUUUAUCAGAUUCAAAAAUACAAGAGAUUCAGGAAACAAAGCAUGCUCUUAUAUCCCUAGACCACAGACAAUUCAUCUACCCACAUUUCUACGUCGUGAGCUUGCUGUCUUCGAACACUUGA
Messenger RNA from Melampsora larici-populina 98AG31, 495 nucleotides. RefSeq lists its product as uncharacterized. Gene Ontology annotation, molecular function: ubiquitin protein ligase activity; metal ion binding. The transcript has 2 exons. Lineage: Eukaryota; Fungi; Basidiomycota; Pucciniomycetes; Pucciniales; Melampsoraceae. The record is from RefSeq and is a predicted model, not a curated record. Gene Ontology annotation, biological process: protein monoubiquitination; protein polyubiquitination. Bases 1 to 495 code for a protein of 164 amino acids.